AUGCCAUCAGAUGACUUGUAUCUUGGGCCGGAUGAUGAGGUGGAGUAUGAAUCCAUGCCCCUGCACAUCAGUCGGGAGCUAUAUCUCGGCCCAGAAGACGACUUCAAUGGUGGGAUUGGUGCGCCCGAGCCAUCCCACCGCGUGAGCAGUGAUCCCCCAGGCCAAGCCAUCAGUCCGGCACUGCACCUUGGGCCGGAAGAGAUGUCUGAUGAACACAUGGAAUAUUUGAAUCCACCCAAUGCCGAAUGCCUUCCGGCACCUCCGGCCCUUGACAACAAAGAGCUCCAAGCUAUAGUUCGGGAGUUCUGGCCUUUUGGGUCAUAUCAUGAUGUGGGAUCGCAUCGUUCUCAUUGCUAUCAUAGUGUAGAAUCUUCAAACCCGCCUGGCCGACUUCACAACUACUCACGAAAACCUUCCAGAGCCGUCCAUACCGCAGCUCCUGGAGGCAGAGCGACCAUUUUGAACUGCUUGGGUGGAGACAUCUGA
Suillus paluster is the source of this 486-nucleotide messenger RNA. RefSeq lists its product as uncharacterized. Lineage: Eukaryota; Fungi; Basidiomycota; Agaricomycetes; Boletales; Suillaceae. Bases 1 to 486 code for a protein of 161 amino acids. The record is from RefSeq and is a predicted model, not a curated record. The transcript has 3 exons.